Molecule: messenger RNA, 4595 nt
Organism: Bufo bufo (common toad)
Lineage: Eukaryota; Metazoa; Chordata; Amphibia; Anura; Bufonidae
Gene: CLOCK
Product: clock circadian regulator
Exons: 21
Coding region: 173-2638 (821 amino acids)
Biological process (GO): circadian regulation of gene expression; regulation of transcription by RNA polymerase II
Cellular component (GO): cytoplasm; nucleus; CLOCK-BMAL transcription complex
Molecular function (GO): DNA-binding transcription factor activity, RNA polymerase II-specific; protein dimerization activity; E-box binding
Source: RefSeq, a predicted model, not a curated record
GAGUGUCUAGGAAUUUAUGGAUGGUUGGCAACACUGGUGGUCAUAUGCAUAGUUAACAGCAGAUACUACUAAACAAGACUGGAUCUGCCUACAAUCUGCAGACCAGCUUACAAAUGUCUCCUACGAGGUUAAAGUGUGGGAUUUUUUGCUCUCUUCCAUAAGCAGCCAUAAGAUGAGCUCCAUUACAGACAGAGAUGAUGGGAGUAAUUUUGAUGGACUUGUGGAAGAGGAUGACAGGGAUAAAGCAAAACGGGUGUCUCGGAACAAGUCUGAGAAGAAGCGUAGAGACCAGUUCAAUGUGCUCAUUAAAGAGCUUGGCUCUAUGCUGCCGGGAAAUGCCCGCAAGAUGGAUAAAUCCACAGUAUUGCAAAAGAGUAUUGAUUUUCUGCGGAAACACAAAGAAAUUAGUGCGCAGUCAGACGCCAGUGAAAUCCGACAGGACUGGAAGCCUGCGUUCCUUAGCAAUGAGGAGUUUACACAGCUCAUGUUGGAAGCCCUGGAUGGAUUUUUCCUGGCAGUUAUGACUGAUGGAAACAUCAUCUAUGUAUCAGAGAGUGUUACACCUUUACUUGAACACUUACCUUCUGAUCUUGUUGAUCAGAGUAUAUUUAAUUUUGUCCCCGAAGGGGAACAUUCAGAAAUCUAUAAAAUCCUGUCCUCGCGCAUGGUGGAAACUUCUUCUUUGGGCUCAGAUUAUCUGAAAACAAAGAAUGAACUUGAAUUCUGCUGCCACAUGUUGCGAGGAACAGUGGACCCAGAAGAACCAGCCACAUAUGAAUUUGUAAAAUGCAUUGGAAACUUCAAGUCCUUAAACAAUGUGUCGAAUUCAACGCAUAAUGGCUUUGAUGGGACGUUACAGAGAUCGCUCAGGCCCACAUACGAGGACCGAAUCUGCUUUGUAGCUACUGUGCGGCUGGCUACACCUCAGUUCAUUAAGGAAAUGUGCACUGUGGAGGAACCUAAUGAGGAGUUCACAUCAAGACACAGCUUGGAAUGGAAGUUCCUCUUCCUAGAUCACAGAGCUCCUCCAAUAAUUGGAUACUUGCCUUUUGAGGUGCUGGGCACUUCAGGCUAUGAUUACUAUCAUGUGGACGACUUGGAGAAUCUUGCAAAAUGUCAUCAACAUUUAAUGCAGUACGGGAAAGGAAAGUCUUGUUACUAUAGGUUCCUGACAAAGGGACAACAGUGGAUUUGGCUGCAGACUCGAUAUUAUAUCACCUACCAUCAGUGGAAUUCCAGACCAGAGUUCAUUGUGUGCACACAUACUGUCGUAAGCUAUGCUGAGGUUGGUUCAGAGAGGAGGCGUGAGCGUGGUAUUGAAGAUUCCCCACCAGUGAUCAUCUCGGAUAAAAAUCAGGACAGUGUCUCAGACCAUCAUAUAAACAAGGACAGUCUGAAGGAUGCCUUGGAAAGGUUUGAUGACAGCAGGACACCAUCUCCUUCAUCCAAGAGUUCCAUCAAAUCCUCUUCUCACACAGCCGUGUCUGAUCCAUCAUCUACACCUACCAAGAUUCCAACAGACACCAGUACGCCUCCACGACAGGCUCUGUCAGGCUUGGAUAAGAGGCGCUCCUCCAUUAGCAGUCAGUCAAUAAGCUCGCAGUCUCUUAACCAGUCAUUAUCACAGCCAGUACAGAAGCAACCACCUCCUGCCAUCCAUCUACAGUCUGGGAUAAGUCAGCCCAUAUUUCAGUUUACAGCACAGUUUGGAGCCAUGAAACAUCUGAAGGAUCAGUUGGAGCAAAGAACGCGUAUCAUAGAGGAGAACAUUCACCGGCAGCAGGAGGAAUUGCGGAAGAUUCAAGAGCAGCUGCAGAUGGUCCAUGGUCAGGGCUUCCAGAUGUUUCUACAGCAGCCCACCCCUGGCUUGAAUUUUGGACCAGUGCAGGUUUCAUCAGGCACCAGCUCCAACAUUCAGCAGCUACCACAGCUAACCAUGCAGGGUCAAGUGAUUCACAAUAACCAGCUGCAGGGGGCUAUGAACACCAGCCACAUGGGAGCUCCGCACAUGCUCCAGCAGCCACCUCUACAAAACACUAGCCAGGGCCAGCAAAACAUACAUGGAGGACAUUCUCAGCAGUCAUCUAUGUCCAGCCAGGCACCACUGUACAACACAAUGGUGAUCUCUCAACCAUCCUCUGCGAAUAUGGUGCCAAUGCCAUCCAACAUGCAGCAGGGUAACCAGGGAGCCGCUGUCAGCACCUUUCCCCAAGACCGACAAAUCAGGUUUUCACAAGCGCAGCAGAUAGUAACCAAACUUGUGACCACACCAGUGGCUUGUGGAGCAGUCAUGGUUCCAAGCACAAUGUUCAUGGGGCCAGUUGUAACUGCGUACUCAACAUUCGCCACACAGCAGCAACAACCACAGACCAUUUCCAUUACCCAGCAGCAACAGAGCCAGCAGGAGCAACCACAGCAGCUGCCAUCUGUGCAACAACAGCAAGCUCAAGCACAACUAGGCCAGCAGCCACAACAAUUCUUACAGGCCUCCAGGCUAGUUCAUGGGAACCAGUCUGCUCAGCUCAUCCUCUCCUCUUUUCCUGUGCAACAAGGCACCUUUGCCCCAUCCCACCAGCAGCAGUUAACGCGGCACAGGACUGACAGCAUGAGUGAUCCUUCUAAAGUCCAACAACUGUAGGAAUGACUUCUGGUGGACAUUAAAAAGAUGCUUUUGAUGGGAGUAUUGAGAUUGGUAUCACUACUAAAGCAGCGCGAUGAAUGUUUGGUACGAGAUGACGGAGUUCAGUCACUGGGAGCUUAUAUGCUUUGUCGUACGGCUCUGCUGUAAUACAGCAUUGGGGUGAUUUUAUUUUAUCCUUUGGUCCUAGAGAUGCUGGCAAACUUCCACCACUCUGUAGAAACACACUAGUGUGUACUGGUGGUUUUUUGUGCUCUGGUUUUAAUAUGAAACUUUAUAACAAUUUUAGAUUUUUAUGUGAUGCCAGUUUUUAGAUUCUUUCACCAAAUGCACACCGGGCUUUAUUAUCAGUACAUGCACAGAUGCGCACAUUUUAUUGCUUGUGGUUACGAAGAUGUAAGUUGCUGUAGAAAAAUCUCAUGAACUUUAGGUAAAUUGUAUGUGCAAGUGUGCCCCACGUUAAAGGGGCUGUCCUUGUUUCGGAAGAAGAGUCCUUUUAUUUUCACUGGCAAUACCAAGCAGAGCCCAUGGAGUGUCAUUAUAAACAUUUCUGAUUGCUGAGACCCUAUUCCUGGCCAUGUGCUAUAAAUUAUUAUCUAUUAACCCUCUUUCAUCAACCCUAGUCUAUUAACCCUUUCACUUUACCCUAGUUCAGGAUGACCAGUCUUGUUUGUUAUUCUGACCAUUCUGUUCAGGAUAUCAGAGGGGUGAUCCUUUUCUGCACCCUGUGCUUUAUACAGAAAGAUCUGUGGUACCCAUCUGACCUGAUAUCUAGUCCACAACACAUAUGCUUGAAAAACUUUACAUGGGUGACCAGUUUGGAUUAGUCCCCAUGUAGAUGUAUGCACACGUUCAAGCUCAGACUUUCUUUUUCUCUAAUGAUCUGGAUAACUCCCAUAGCUCCUUAUUGGCAUUUGUGUUUGUGUUUUUUAUUUGGUGUAUGUUUCAUUGAUGUCAUUGGCUGGGACAUCUACACAAUGGGGCAAGGAUACUCUGCUCACACCCUCUUAGACAGAGUACCAGAGUAGUCUCAAAGUAUUGCAGCUGGUCAUUUUCUGCAAAAUUUACCCAUAGCUUGGGUUGCAAAUGGCUGAUGUCCAGACCGGUGUCUUGCUUUCUAUACUAUUUGUACCCAGUACCUACAUGACAAUUCUAAUACCAAAUCAGGUCUUUACUGUGCAUCUUCAGCAUGCAGUAGUUGUGUUGUAGCUACACAGGAGCAAUAAGACCCGGGCACUUGGGUUAAGAGACCUGUUGUAGGUUAUUCUGACAUUGCUAUUCAGAAUAUCAGUGGUAUGCUCUGUUUCUCCGGCAAGUUGGAGCAAUACUGCCCUCUGCUGGCCACACAGAUUAGACCAUCUAAUGUAUAUGGGGCCUCCCAACUCUCCCCCAGUGGCUGAUGUCAGGGUAGAUAAGAAUUGGUCAUGUUGGGUAUCAGCCAAUCCUUUUGGUUCUUGAGGAAAUAAGCCAAAAUUCUGGCAGUGAUCUUCUUCCCUCUCCCACUCAUGAUACAAACAUGCAUAUGUAUGGGAUGAUCUAUAGAGAGAGAGCUGUUGGCCCAAAGAGUGUAUGUACGGUUAGCUCAAGGCUUUCCCCCAAAUUAUUACAUGUGCCCAAGUGUUUGAGGACAACAGAAUUAGUAGAAACUCAAUCAUGAUAACACUUCAAGCUAACGUCUGUAAUUUUUAAGGUUAUGUGCACAUUUGUAACCUUCUGAGCACUGCAGAUGUGUUUGUGGUCAGAGCAGGAUAGUGUUAUUCACAAAGGAAAUUCCAGAGCUGUAUUACAUAGAGGGCAUCGGCUAGAAAGAAGGAAGGGGGGAAUAAGACCAACUUCUCAGAGAUUGUCCUCUGAGUUCUGAACUUGCAGCUCCACAAGCAGACCGAUCUUAAAAAUAAAAGAACCAAUAAAAGCCAAAACAUACUGCAACUUGAACCGUUCAUAGAUAUAUACGUGU